AUCUUGAUCGCGGAGCUGGAGCAGAUGAGGGGCAAAGGCUCGUCCCGGGUCGGUGAUCUGUACGAAGAUGAGAUGAGAGAACUCCGGAGACAAGUGGACCAGCUCACCAACGAGAAGGCCACGGUGGAGGUGGACCGGGACAAUCUGGGAGAGGACAUCGAGCGCCUCAAAGAGAAACUUCAAGAAGAGAUGCUCCAGAGAGAGGAUGCGGAGAACAACCUUCGGGGCUUCAGACAGGAUGUUGAUAACGCCUCCCUGGCUCGUCUGGACCUGGAGAGAAAGGUGGAAUCCUUGCAAGAAGAGAUCGCUUUCUUGAAGAAGCUUCAUGAUGAGGAACUUGCCGAACUGCAGAUUCAGAUCCAGGAACAGCAUGUGCAGAUUGAUAUGGAGGUGGCCAAACCUGACCUCACCGCUGCCCUGAAAGACGUCCGGCAGCAGUACGAGACUCUGGCUUCCAGGAACCUCCAGGAGUCUGAGGAAUGGUACAAAUCCAAGUUUGCUGACCUUUCAGAAGCUGCUGCCCGUAACAACGAAGCGAUCCGUCUGGCCAAGCAGGAGGCCAAUGACUAUCGCCGCCAACUUCAAUCUCUCACCUGCGACUUAGAAGCUCUUAAAGGAACGAAUGAGUCCCUGGAGCGUCAGAUGAGAGAGAUGGAAGAUAACUUCUCCAUGGAGGCAUCCGGUUACCAGGACACCAUCGCUCAUCUAGAGGACGACACCCGCAAUAUGAAGGAUGAGAUGGCGCGCCAUCUACGUGAAUACCAGGAUCUGCUGAACGUUAAAAUGGCCCUGGAUAUUGAGAUCGCCACCUACAGGAAGCUGCUGGAAGGGGAAGAAAGCAGGUGA
Messenger RNA from Sinocyclocheilus rhinocerous, 846 nucleotides. Its product is annotated as vimentin. Gene Ontology annotation, biological process: intermediate filament organization. The transcript has 6 exons. Gene Ontology annotation, molecular function: structural constituent of cytoskeleton. Bases 25 to 846 code for a protein of 273 amino acids. Gene Ontology annotation, cellular component: axon; cytoplasm; plasma membrane. The record is from RefSeq and is a predicted model, not a curated record. Lineage: Eukaryota; Metazoa; Chordata; Actinopteri; Cypriniformes; Cyprinidae.